CUAAUAUUUUUCUCUUUUGUCCAGCAGGAACUUCCCGCCAGCACCUGUAGGCUCCACAGUACUACCAGAAACCGCAUCGCCGACACACCUUCGCGAUCGCAAGUGAUACCAAAAACCAGCAGACCUCCAGACCUUCCUUAAAGUACCAGUGAUACCACAAACAAACCCUCGACACCGCCACUGGUACCAGAAUCACCCUCGCCACCACACCUCCGGGACUCGCCACUGAUACCAGAACCCCCCCACACACCUCCGGGACUCGCCAGUGAUACCAGAACCAUCUCGCCACCACACCUCCGUCAGUGAUACCAGAACCCCCCCACACGCGCCAUGGGGAAGUGCGUCGCCUACGUCGCCGCCGCCGUCGUGUUCACCGGCCUCGGGGCGCUCAUCGCCGGGCUCGCCGUGUGGUUCACCGUGCCGGAGGUCGCAGAGAAGUUUACGUCGGAGAGUCGCCGAGCAGAGUGCCAACUUGAAUCGACUUCCGGUGUUUCUGGCACUAUCUACUUCUACCAGAGUUCAGAGUCGGGACCAGUCGACAUCACCGGCAAUAUUACAGGACUGACCCCCGGCAAGCACGGCUUCCACAUCCACGCCUUCGGGGUCUCGGGCGCCGACUGCAAGGCCGCCGCCGGCCACUACAACCCCUUCGGCAGCAACCACUCCGCGCCCGACGCCGCCCAGCGCCACGUCGGGGACCUCGGAAACAUCCUCGCCGGGGAGGACUCCGUCGCCUACGUGAAUAUCCUGGACGACGAGGUGACCCUGUUCGGCUGGUACUCCGUGCUGGGUCGCGCCGUGGUCGUGCACGCCGGCGAGGACGACCUGGGCCUCGGGGGCGACAGCGGGUCCCUCUCCACGGGCAACGCGGGGGGGCGGGUCGCCUGCUGCACCAUCUUCGCCGUCCCGGUGUAGAGAGGGGGAGGGAGUGAGG
Messenger RNA from Penaeus vannamei (Pacific white shrimp), 934 nucleotides. RefSeq lists its product as uncharacterized. Gene Ontology annotation, biological process: superoxide metabolic process. NCBI's taxonomy places the organism in Eukaryota, Metazoa, Arthropoda, Malacostraca, Decapoda, Penaeidae. The record is from RefSeq and is a predicted model, not a curated record. Gene Ontology annotation, molecular function: copper ion binding.